GAACCCCAUCUUUACCCUUCUCACCCCUCUCGUCCCCACCAUAAAAACACAAACCCUCUCUUUCAAAACCCAAUUUCCCUCUUUUCUUUCUUCUUCAUUUCCAAUCAAAAUGCGUGAGAUCCUUCACAUUCAGGGUGGCCAAUGUGGCAACCAGAUCGGUGCCAAGUUCUGGGAAGUGGUGUGUGCCGAACACGGCAUAGACCCCACCGGAAGAUACGAUGGUGACUCAGAUCUUCAGCUGGAAAGGAUCAAUGUUUACUAUAACGAAGCAAGUUGUGGUCGUUUUGUGCCCCGCGCAGUUCUUAUGGACCUUGAGCCCGGUACUAUGGAUAGUGUCCGGUCUGGACCGUACGGUCAGAUUUUUAGACCGGACAACUUCGUUUUCGGUCAGUCCGGUGCUGGGAACAACUGGGCUAAGGGUCAUUACACUGAAGGUGCUGAACUCAUUGAUUCUGUGCUUGAUGUUGUUCGCAAGGAAGCUGAGAACUGCGAUUGCUUGCAGGGUUUUCAAGUGUGCCAUUCUCUUGGUGGAGGAACUGGGUCUGGAAUGGGUACCCUGUUGAUUUCUAAGAUCAGGGAAGAAUACCCAGAUAGAAUGAUGCUUACUUUCUCGGUUUUCCCAUCUCCCAAGGUUUCUGACACUGUGGUGGAACCCUACAAUGCUACUCUAUCCGUUCACCAACUUGUUGAAAAUGCAGAUGAGUGCAUGGUGCUUGACAAUGAAGCCUUGUAUGACAUUUGCUUCCGCACCCUCAAACUCACCACCCCAAGCUUUGGUGACCUGAACCACUUGAUAUCAGCAACCAUGUCUGGUGUCACAUGUUGUUUGAGGUUCCCCGGUCAAUUGAACUCUGAUCUGAGGAAGCUUGCAGUGAAUCUCAUUCCCUUCCCUCGCCUUCACUUUUUCAUGGUUGGGUUUGCCCCUUUGACCUCAAGGGGUUCUCAGCAGUACAGGGCUCUGAGUGUUCCUGAGCUCACCCAGCAAAUGUGGGAUGCCAAAAACAUGAUGUGCGCUGCUGACCCUCGCCAUGGCCGAUACCUCACUGCCUCAGCUAUGUUCCGAGGCAAGAUGAGCACCAAGGAGGUUGAUGAACAAAUGAUCAAUGUCCAGAACAAGAACUCCUCCUACUUUGUGGAAUGGAUUCCAAACAACGUGAAAUCGACUGUUUGUGACAUUCCCCCGACAGGCUUGAAGAUGGCCUCAACAUUCAUUGGAAACUCCACAUCCAUUCAAGAAAUGUUCCGGAGGGUGAGUGAGCAGUUCACAGCUAUGUUCAGGAGGAAGGCUUUCUUGCAUUGGUACACUGGUGAAGGCAUGGAUGAGAUGGAGUUCACUGAGGCCGAAAGCAACAUGAAUGAUCUUGUUUCAGAGUAUCAGCAGUACCAAGAUGCCACUGCGGAUGAGGAAGAGUAUGAGGAGGAAGAUGAUGAGUAUGAGCAAAAUGAAAUCUGAUUCUGAAACUUGGGGCAUUGUGCAUUGCGGUGGUGUUAGAUGAACAAUGGGAAAACCGCAACUUCCUGUUGCCGGUUCAUUUGUCUCUUUUUUGGGGGGAUAGUUCUGUUCCGGCUAGCACUAGUUGUUGAAGUUAUAUUGCUGUUCUAUAAAUUUGGUUCUGUUUUUUAUGUUUUCUAUGUAAACCUGUUGGUAGGAAAGACUAAACAACUGCUAUUAUUAUUUAAAGCGCAAAUGUUUCAU
Molecule: messenger RNA, 1696 nt
Organism: Abrus precatorius (Indian licorice)
Lineage: Eukaryota; Viridiplantae; Streptophyta; Magnoliopsida; Fabales; Fabaceae
Product: tubulin beta-1 chain-like
Exons: 3
Coding region: 110-1453 (447 amino acids)
Biological process (GO): mitotic cell cycle; microtubule cytoskeleton organization
Cellular component (GO): microtubule; cytoplasm
Molecular function (GO): GTPase activity; structural constituent of cytoskeleton; GTP binding
Source: RefSeq, a predicted model, not a curated record